Eurytemora carolleeae is the source of this 465-nucleotide messenger RNA. Its product is annotated as heparan sulfate glucosamine 3-O-sulfotransferase 2. NCBI's taxonomy places the organism in Eukaryota, Metazoa, Arthropoda, Copepoda, Calanoida, Temoridae. Gene Ontology annotation, molecular function: [heparan sulfate]-glucosamine 3-sulfotransferase activity. The transcript has 5 exons. The record is from RefSeq and is a predicted model, not a curated record. Bases 71 to 439 code for a protein of 122 amino acids.
UCUCAUUUAUUAUUUUGGUACAGUAAACUGUUUGUUGUUAUUACUAAUAAGUAAAUCAGCAUAUUCUUGCAUGUCUAAAGAGUUUGAAGAGCAAACAGUAAGGGAGGUUAGCACUGAGGACGAGGAGGAACUCCAAGACGAAGACGACUCUCCGGAAGCUUUCCUUGACAUUGAAGAAGACGACAUUCUGUGCCAGGGUUAUAAUCCACGACCUACUGUACAGAGAAUGCCGGAAGCUGUUGUAUUUGGAACACGGAAAGGAGGAACUAGAGCUCUUCUAGAGUUCCUGAAUAUUCAUUCUAAAAUCAGGCGUGCAAAAUCAGAAAUUCACUUCUACGAUAAACAUUUUGAUAAAGGAAAGGACUGGUAUAUAUCCCAGAUGCCUCCGGUAGCUGAAGGUCAGAUUGCAAUGGAGAAAACCCCAGGGAAAAAUCAAUAAAUCAAAAAAUCAAAAAGUAUUUUACU